Messenger RNA from Raphanus sativus (radish), 1399 nucleotides. RefSeq names its product CBL-interacting serine/threonine-protein kinase 7. The transcript has a single exon. Gene Ontology annotation, molecular function: ATP binding; protein kinase activity. NCBI's taxonomy places the organism in Eukaryota, Viridiplantae, Streptophyta, Magnoliopsida, Brassicales, Brassicaceae. The record is from RefSeq and is a predicted model, not a curated record. Gene Ontology annotation, biological process: protein phosphorylation; signal transduction. The coding region runs from base 66 to 1307 and encodes 413 amino acids.
CAAGUCACCAAACAACUCGUCCCUGAAAUCCCUCAAGAGCUCAGGCACCACUUCAUCUCGCCGCCAUGGACUCUAACCAGUCACCUCCGGCGAAAAUCCUCCUCGGAAAAUACGAACUCGGUCGCCGUCUCGGCAGCGGAAGCUUCGCCAAAGUCCAUCUGGCUCGCUCCAUCGCAACCAACGACCUCGUCGCCGUCAAAAUCAUCGACAAGAAGAAGACCAUCGACUCCAACAUGGAGCCGAGGAUAAUCCGCGAGAUCGACGCCAUGCGCCGCCUCCGCGACCACCCCAACGUCCUCAAGAUCCACGAAGUCAUGGCCACCAGAUCCAAGAUCUACAUCGUCAUGGAGCUCGCCUCCGGCGGCGAGCUCUUCUCCAAACUCCUCCGCCGUGGCCGCCUCCCCGAAUCCGCCGCGCGCCGCUACUUCCAGCAGCUCGCCUCCGCGCUCCGGUUCUCCCACCUCCACGGCGUCGCUCACCGCGACGUGAAGCCGCAGAACCUCCUCCUCGACAGGGAAGGGAACCUCAAGGUCUCCGACUUCGGCCUCUCCGCUCUCCCGGAGCAUCUCCGGAACGGACUUCUCCACACGGCGUGCGGUACUCCGGCUUACACGGCGCCGGAGGUUAUCUCGCGGCGAGGAUACGACGGGGGGAAGGCCGACGCGUGGUCUUGCGGCGUGAUACUGUUCGUUCUUCUCGUCGGAGAGGUUCCUUUCGACGAUUCGAAUAUCGCUUCCAUGUAUCGGAAGAUUCAGCGGAGGGAUUACAAGUUCCCGAGCUGGAUCUCGAAGCAGGCGAGAUCGGUUAUAUAUCAGAUGCUUGAUCCGAAUCCUGUGACGAGGAUGGGGAUAGAGGCGGUUAUGAAAACCGCCUGGUUCAAGAAAUCGUUAACCGGUUCUGAAUUGGAUUUUAAUAAUAUCCUCGAACCGGAACCGGUUAUGGAGAAAUCGAGUUCGGUUACAGCUUUUGAUCUGAUCUCGCUUUCGUCGGGGUUGGAUCUCUCCGGAUUGUUUGAGAGUGAGAGGAAGAAAGAGAGGAGGUUCACGGCGAAGGUUUCCGUUGUGGAGGUGGAGGAGAAAGCGAAGGCGAUUGGGGAGAGGUUAGGUUAUGCAGUGAAGAAGACGAAGAAAGGAGUUGUGUUGGGAAGAGGGAGAACGGCGGUGGUUGUGGAGGCGGUGGAGUUAGCUGUGGGUGUUGUGGUGGUUGAUGUGAGAGUUGUUGACGGAGAAGAAGAUGAUUCACGGUGGUCCGAUUUGAUAACGGAGCUUGGAGUUGUAGUUCUCUCGUGGCACAAUGACGUCAUGUAAAUAUUUUGUUGACGUGUGUAAAACUUUAGUUGCUUUUUGUUCAAUUUUGUGUAAGAAUGACGUCAUAAAGAAUUUCAGAAACUGUUUCAGAA